GAGCUGAAGGUUGCCUGAUUAGACAGUUAGGUAUUGAGUUGUAUAUUGUGUGAAUGGAGGGUUUAAUAGUACCAGCUUGUAAUGAGAUAGCUGGCUAAUGGGCUGUAUAUUCCUGUAUGGAGGGAGCCCUUUAUAAAUGACCACAGUGUGUCUGUCAGAGUGAAAGGACAGCUAUUAUGUGUGCUGGUGUGUGAAGGUGAGGGGUGGAUCAUUAUCAAAAAGUUAGACUGUUAGAAAGGGAAUGUAGAAUUAAGAAAUGAUAUAGGAAGAGAGGACUAAUACAAGGACAGGACAAGGCAGCGACUGCUAUAUAGAGGGCACAGUGACACUGGGAAACACCGAAGAACCAAGAAUCGAAGAGACGAAAAGAAGACCUGAGGCAAUGAAUUGGGCAGGCUUCUACGCGAUCCUAAGUGGAGUGAAUCGUCACUCCACGGGCAUCGGACGGAUAUGGCUGUCUGUGGUGUUCAUCUUCCGUAUCAUGGUCCUUGUGGUGGCAGCAGAAAGUGUUUGGGGGGAUGAGAAGUCUGCGUUUACUUGCAACACACAACAGCCAGGUUGUAACAGUGUGUGCUAUGACCACUUUUUCCCCAUCUCACAUAUCCGCUUGUGGGCUCUUCAACUCAUUAUUGUGGCCACGCCUGCCCUCUUGGUAGCCAUGCAUGUGGCACACCAGCAACACCAGGAGAAGAGGCUGCUACGCUUGACCGGACAUGGAGACCCUAGCGAAUUGGCGGAGGUGAAGAAACACAAGAUCAGAAUCUCUGGUACUCUGUGGUGGACAUACACAUUAAGUGUGAUCUUCAGGAUCAUAUUUGAGGCAGUCUUUAUGUAUAUAUUCUACCUCAUCUACCCUGGUUAUAACAUGAUACGUCUUGUUAAGUGCGAUGCCUAUCCAUGCCCCAACACUGUGGACUGUUUCGUGUCUCGCCCCACAGAGAAAACCAUCUUUACGGUCUUCAUGCUUGCUGCCUCCGGGGUAUGUAUCAUUCUGAACGUGGCCGAAGUAAUAUUUCUAAUUGGAAAGGCUUGUUCUCGAAGAGGUCGUAGUCGGGAUAGCUCCUAUGGAGAUCAAGAGCAACGGCAAAAUGAGAUGAACACUCUGCUCAAAGGAGGUAGUCUUAUCAAACGGGCGCCGGGGAGCCAGGAGAAACUGGAACACUGCUCUACAUCCUAGAGAUUUGUGUCUUUGGCCUCACCUCUGGACAUAAAAGACAGAGACAAGCUGACAUCACUAUUUAUGUUACAUCGGCCUAAACCACACAUGGGAUUGUUUACAAAUUUCAUACACGGAUAGAGAUAGAACAAAGCAAGGAGACAAGCAAAACUGAACAAGUGAAAGACUAACUUAAGUCUUGAAUGUCUGGUCAAGACAAGCCAGUGAUUGUGCAUUAAUAGUCGUUGUGGGCAAAUGCCCAAAAGUAUCUUUACCAUGUUUGGCUGUUCUGACAUUCCAUUGCCAUGUUGAUUGCACAUCCACUGAUAGUGGUCUACUCUGCACCAGUGCCUCACACAGUAUUCUUCAAUAACUAUGGGGAGUGGUGCUUUUCACUAAAGGGCAUUUUUGAGGGGGCAGGGGGGGGGGGGGGGGGUUGUGUUUGAGUUUAUACUGCCAAAAAUUGAGAUUGUUUUAAUAUUCACAUGAAUUGUUAUUAUUAUAAUAAAACUGAGCAUAAAACAUUAAA
This is a messenger RNA of Pelobates fuscus (common spadefoot toad), 1685 nucleotides long. RefSeq names its product gap junction protein beta 1 (gene GJB1). The record is from RefSeq and is a predicted model, not a curated record. Gene Ontology annotation, cellular component: connexin complex. Gene Ontology annotation, molecular function: gap junction channel activity. The transcript is spliced from 2 exons. Gene Ontology annotation, biological process: cell-cell signaling. Bases 383 to 1177 code for a protein of 264 amino acids. NCBI's taxonomy places the organism in Eukaryota, Metazoa, Chordata, Amphibia, Anura, Pelobatidae.